AUGUUCUACGCAGUUUUGUUGAUUGGCCUCAUGCUCGAGAUGGCACGGGCAGCGCAAGCCGGAGACGAAUGUGAAGAGGUAACUGGCAGUGACCCCAACACUUGCAAGACCUGUAGCGCCGUCAUCAACGGCAAGAAGUACUGUUCACAGUGCAAUGACAGUGGGUCUCAAUCUGCUCCGACAGACGGCAAGUGCACGGCAGACAACAACGAGUGCAGUACUAAGAACAACGGAGUAUGCACACAGUGUGCUCAUGAAUCCUUCAUGUACAAAGGCGGAUGCUACAAAAAAGCUACUGAGCCUGGUAACACGAUGUGUGAAACAGCAAAUGCUGGAGUGUGCACGCAGGCUAAGGCUGGGUACUUCGUGCCACCAGGUGCAGAUAGAGAUAAUGCACACCAAUCGGUCAUACCAUGUGGAGAUGUUGAAGAAGUGUUGGUUGGAAACAGCCACAAGUACAAGGGCGUGCUGCACUGCAAAGUGUGUGAUGCACCCAAAGCAGCAGCAAGUGAUACUAAUCCUGUGCCUGCCACGUGCACAACCUGUGAGGACGGGUUCUUUGGCCCCACUUGUGAAGCAUGCCAAGACGAGAAUUGCGCUACGUGUGCCGUAACAGGCAAUAACAAGUGUAGUAAGUGUAAAGGAACUGGUACUAAGACAUAUCUGAAAGUGGACGGUGGCAGCACAGGCACGUGCGUCGAAGCAUCUGGAUGUACAGCGGCUACGUUUCCAAAGGUCGAUGAACAACAGGGAAACAAGUGUGCUGCAUGUAAUAGUGCGCCAGAUGGUGGAAUCGCUAAUUGUGCGACGUGCAGUCUGCUCACUCAAGGAUCCAGAGCCACCCCUUUGGUCACAUGCUUGACGUGUGAACAAAACAAGUAUCUCACUCCAGAAAAGAAUGCGUGCUUAGAUGCCUGCCCUGCUGGAAUGUAUGCUAAUAGCAAGGUGUGCACCCCCUGCCACGAGUCAUGCGCAAGCUGUAGUACUAAUGCAAAAACGUCGUGUACGGCUUGCUACCCUGGGUAUGUGCUAAGCAAGGGCGACGAUGGAGCCACCGGCACAUGCAUCCCAGAGUGCACGGGAAGGUAUGCAGAGAACUGCGCAGACGGGCAGUGCACGGCCGUCGUUGGGGGCUCGAAGUACUGCAGCAAGUGUAAGGCUGGAUACGCCCCAGUAGAUGGUAUUUGCGUAUCGACAGCAACAAGAGAAGUCAUGGGAUGCACGCCAGGAAACGACGGGACAUGUACGGCCUGUACAGGUUCAUACUUCCUGCAGUCUGGCGGGUGCUAUCAGUCGACAGCAUACCCAGGUAACACAUUAUGCAGUAGCGCUCAGAAUGGACAGUGUCAGACAUGUGCAGCCAAUGGACAAAGCCCAGCCGGAGGAAAAUGUCCGGAAUGUUCUGAGGGCUGUGCAAAGUGUGGGGCUAGCAAUUCGGAUGUUUGUACUGAAUGCUAUUCUGGAUAUUAUAGAACUGGUACUGGUAAGUGUUUCAAAUGUGCAGCUGAUAGCGAUAAUGGAAUAGUUGGUGUGCCUAAUUGCGUAAGCUGUGCUCCUCCAACUAAUGGUCAAGGAUCUGUCAUCUGCUACAUAACGCGACAAGAGACUGACGAUGGCACCGGCGGAGACACUGGAGGAGACAGCAUGAACAAGAGCGGCCUCAGCACAGGCACCAUCGCGGGGAUCUCUGUUGCUGUGAUUGUCGUCGUCGGAGGGCUUGUCGGCUUCCUCUGCUGGUGGUUCGUGUGCAGAGGGAAGGCGUAG
Giardia duodenalis is the source of this 1764-nucleotide messenger RNA. Its product is annotated as VSP. The coding region runs from base 1 to 1764 and encodes 587 amino acids. The transcript has a single exon. Lineage: Eukaryota; Fornicata; Diplomonadida; Hexamitidae. The record is from RefSeq and is a predicted model, not a curated record.